UUCUAGGCGACUUCUGAAAUAUGGCUGACCACAACAGUUCUUCCUGCAGUCCUAUAUUGACACCCCAUUUAACCAGGCUCUACUUCAUAGUGCUCAUUGGAGGACUGGUGGGCAUCAUCUCUAUUUUGUUCCUGCUGGUGAAAAUGAACACGCGGUCGGUGACUACCACAGCAGUCGUUAACCUGGUGGUGGUCCACAGUGUUUUCUUGGUGACAGUGCCUUUUCGCUUGACAUAUCUCAUCAAGCACAUCUGGACAUUUGGGUUGCCCUUCUGCAAAUUUGUGAGCGCCAUGCUACACAUCCACAUGUACCUCACAUUCCUGUUCUAUGUGGUGAUCCUGGUCAUCAGGUACCUCAUCUUCUUCAAGCGCAAGGACAAAGUGGAAUUCUACAGAAAACUGCAUGCUGUGGCGGCCAGUACUGGCAUGUGGCUGCUGGUGAUUGUCAUUGUGGUACCCCUGGUUAUUUCUCAGUAUGGAAAUUAUGAGACGUAUGAUGAGAAACACUGUUUUAAAUUCCACAAAGAACUUGCUCGUGCCCACGUACAAGUUAUCAACUAUAUGAUAGUCACUAUUGUUAUAGCCAUUGCAGUGAUUCUCUUGGUCUUCCAGAUCUUCAUCAUUAUGUCAAUGGUGCGGAAGCUACGCCACUCCUUAUUGUCCCACCAGGAGUUCUGGGCCCAGCUGAAAAACCUUUUUUUUAUAGGAGUCAUCCUUGUUUGCUUCCUUCCCUACCAGUUCUUUAGGAUCUAUUACUUAUAUGUGGUGGCACAGUCAAGUGACUGUAACAACACUGUUGCAUUUUAUAAUGAAAUCUUCUUGAGUGUAACAGCAAUUAGCUGCUUUGAUUUGCUGCUCUUUGUUCUUGGGGGAAGCCAUUGUAAACAAAAGAUAAUUGACCUUUGGAAUUGCUUUUUGUGCCGCUAGCCACAAACCACAGUAUUCAGAAUUCCUUUAUAUUGGGAGUAAAAAUGGGCACAGAGAGGCAGGAAGCGUUAUUUCCUUACUUGAUUAAAACCAUGCCUUGAUGCAGCCAAACAAAAAGACUAUAAAAUGUCAGAGCAUUCAUGCCAGUUCUUAUUUAAUCCCUGCCAUCUCUAAAUGAUGUCUAUAGAAAGACUAGUGAUGUUCAGUCCUCUUGGAGCUGCACUACAGCAUUAUUUUCCAGUAUAAAAUGUCUACUUGGCCCAUGUAGGUACCAUGGGUUUAAUGGUUUCUGAGUUUCACCAGCUUAUUUUGGUUUCAUCAGUUUGAAACAUGGUCUUUUUCAGGCUUUGGACAGAUUUAGCCCUCUAGUUCUUUUCAUUCCACUUAACCUUAGGUAAAUUAAUCCUGGCAAUGAAUCAGCCCCAAAGGCACAAACUCUACUUGGUUAACCAGAUAAGAUGUCCAUUCAAUUCCCACCCUGACAAAUAACAGAUAAGGGUGGAGAGCAGUAAGACAUUUUUCUAGAUUAUCAUAACUUUGGUAGGAAGUCACUUAUCUAGCAAUAAAGAGAAACAGAACUCCUUGCAGCCUUCUGCGGUAACAAGGCUAUCUAGAUUUGUCCUUUAAAAAGUCAAGUUUAAGAACAUGGGAUCAACAUCCUCAAUAAAUCCAAAAAUCAUUUAAAAGUUUACUAAACAUAUAUAAAUGAGGGUGAAACUAUAAGUUAAAUAAUAUUCCUCACCAAUAUGCUGGUAAGCAUUAAAAUGAGUUCCUAAGGAAAUGAUUAAUUUUUUUUCCCUUUAUGUUUUUUGAAAAUAACUCUAGAUGUCUUGAGCCACAGUUAAUUUAGAUUUUCCUUGGAAACAGAAUGUUAUACUUUUUAGAGUUACCUUCUACUCUUAAAGUUACAAGUCUUUAAACAAAAACAAUAUUCUUAAAAAAGACCUUUUGAGAAAUCUAAAUAAAAAUUAAUUUAAGGGGCACCUGGGUGGCUCAGAAGGUUAAGUUGGCCCUUGUCUGACUCUUGACUUUGGCUCGGGUCCUGAUCCCAUGGUUCCUGAGUUCAAGCCAGACUCCACGUUCACAGCAUGGAACUUAUUUGGGAUCCUCUCUCUCUCUCUCUCUCUCUGCCUCUCCCCAGCUCAUGCUCUCUCAAAAUAAAUAAAUAAACUUAAAAAAAAAAAAAAGGAAAAAUUAAUUUAGACUAUGAGAUUAGGCUGCUAAGUUGAUACAUAGGUUU
Messenger RNA from Panthera uncia (snow leopard), 2166 nucleotides. Its product is annotated as probable G-protein coupled receptor 141. Gene Ontology annotation, cellular component: membrane. Gene Ontology annotation, biological process: G protein-coupled receptor signaling pathway. Gene Ontology annotation, molecular function: G protein-coupled receptor activity; oxysterol binding. The coding region runs from base 21 to 926 and encodes 301 amino acids. NCBI's taxonomy places the organism in Eukaryota, Metazoa, Chordata, Mammalia, Carnivora, Felidae. The record is from RefSeq and is a predicted model, not a curated record. The transcript has a single exon.